This is a messenger RNA of Penicillium brasilianum, 2844 nucleotides long. Lineage: Eukaryota; Fungi; Ascomycota; Eurotiomycetes; Eurotiales; Aspergillaceae. The record is from the annotation of a GenBank genome assembly.
GGGGGGGAGCAAAUGUGUGUCUUGAAAAGAGUCAGGAGAGAUCUAAGAUCCAGACUUCAACCCUGAUUCAAGUCAACUAGUCAACUGACUCUCACAUAAAAGUGCCAGGGACGUUGAAAUUGAGACCAGCCUUCCAUGUUCCAUGUUGCACGAUGACGGGCAAGAAUUUCUUGUUGCAAUCCCCUGUCCGCCAGGGUCAUUAGCCGGCCAGGGCAACCUGGGCAAAGCAGACUUGGACUCGCUGAGCCAGCAAAGGCUUCAUGGCCCAUGUGUCGGUCUGCAUCUCUGUCUGCCCUCUGCAAUCUUAACAGACAGCCGUCACGAUGCUUCCGCUGGAUCCUGCUGCAGGAGGCCGACCGUUUUUUUCCCCACCGUUUUCUCCCCUGUUGUGGAACAGGUCAGAGUUUGUAGACUGAAGGUCAUGGCGCGGGAGGGCAACCCGUAGUCCAGUGUCGAUGGCCGAGGAUGGAGACAUGGUGUCAUCCUGACACAGGUUCUGGGGAAGAUUGGGGCUGGGAGAGGGAACAGAGGCCAGGCGGACUUGAAUCAAACCUCCCAGUUUCGCCCCAGGUUGACCCCAGUCUCCGUCAUCAAGUCCCGGGGGUGGCUCAUGCCUUCGCACCUAGGUCUCCGUCAUGACCUUGCCUUCCAUAGUGGAAUUGACAUGCUGCACACUGCUCUUUCGGCUGAGACCAGUGGCUGCGUCGAGCGCCAUUCACCGACACCCGGUGAAAGAAGAUGGGCAGACAAGCUGCACCGACAGGGGAACUAAUCAAGCCUCGUCCUUGAUACAGUGCCUCACAUACUCCGCCAGUGGGCCAGUGGGCCAAUGGGCCAGUAAAACCAAUGCGUCAGUGCCCCAGUGGCACGCAAAUCCAACGCGGACCCUCGGAAGGAUAUGCCGUUCGAUUGAUAAGAAGCGUCGUACAGGCACCGGGUCGAUCAUCCGCCCCGGCGCUGGUUGAUCGAAAACUCUCCUAGCGGUUGCCGUACAACCAAAAACCGCAGGCUCCAUUGCUCGAAGUUAAAAAAGAAAUUCAAUGAGAGAGAGAGGGUGGAUCGCAAGAAGGGAAAAAGGAAAUACCGAAUAUGCAAAGUGGCCGCGGAGAGCUCGAAAAAGCUCAAGAGCUGCACGAGGGUCAGUUCCCCGGACAAGCAGGCGGUGAUUGGCCCAAGCUCCGUCGAUCCUCCGUCGUCGACUUUGGUCUUUCCAGCAACUUCCGCAUUUUCGGCAUUUCUGUUUGUGCCAAACUUGCUGAUCCAGAGAGCCACCCACAACCUCUCCAUGAGCGCGCUACUUGAAACCUCCCUAGGCGACAUCGUGAUCGACCUAUUGGUCGACGAGUCGCCCAAGGCCUGUGAAAACUUCCUGAAGCUGUGCAAAAUCAAGUACUACAAUUUUGCGCCCGUGCACAGCGUCCAGAAGGACUUUAGCUUCCAAACCGGCGACCCGCUCGGCCCAGACGCGCCCGAUAGCGAUGGCGGUUCAUCGAUCUGGGGUGUCCUGGGUGGCCCCGCGAAGCGGACCUUUCCGAUCGACCUGCCGCCGAAAAUGAAGCAUCUUGAACGGGGGACGGUCAGCAUGGCUACGGUGCCUGCGCCCAAUGAUCCGGACCAGCGGGUCGCCGGCAGCCAGUUUCUGAUCACACUGGGAGAGAACUUGGAUUAUCUGGAUGGCAAAGCGGCCAUCUUUGGCAAGGUUGUCGAGGGAUUCGAUGUGCUGGAGAAAAUAAAUGAGUCAUUCAUUGAUGACCGAGGCCGGCCUCUGAAGGAUAUUCGCAUUCGCCAUACCGUUGUCUUGGAUGAUCCAUUCGAUGACCCUGCGGGGCUGGUCGAGCCGCCCGAGAGUCCCGUACCGACGAAAGCGCAACUCGCUACCGUACGAAUCGCCGAUGAUGAGGACUUGGAUGAAGAGAUGGACGAGGCUGCGAUGGAGAAGCUGCGCCGGGAGCGCGAAGCGCGUGCCCAGGCGCUGACUUUGGAGAUGGUGGGUGAUCUGCCCUUUGCCGAUGUCAAGCCUCCUGAGAAUGUGCUGUUCGUCUGCAAAUUGAAUCCCGUCACACAAGAUGAGGACCUUCAAUUGAUUUUCAGUCGGUUUGGAACUAUAUUGUCGUGCGAGGUGAUUCGAGACAAGCGCACGGGCGACAGCCUACAGUAUGCAUUUAUCGAGUUCGAAAACCAAAAGGACUGCGAGCAGGCCUACUUCAAAAUGCAAGGCGUGUUGAUCGACGACCACCGCAUCCACGUUGAUUUCUCACAAAGUGUCUCCAAACUAUCCGAUACCUGGCGUAACGCAACCGUAACCAAGCGCCAACAGCGCGGCGGUUUCGGCGGUGUUGCCGAUCUCGAACAGAAGCGACAAUACCGUGUAUCCGACGACUCUCGCGCUGGGGAUCGCGACAAGGCGUACAACAUGGUCUUUGACCGGUCACGCAACGAUCGACCCUCUGCUCCAGCUCCAUCUGCUCCUCGCCGCGACGGCCGGUCCGAUCGCAGCCCUAGACGAGAUUCAUAUCGUGAGCGGCGCAGCAGUCGCAGUCCUCGAGGCCGAGAUUCACACCAAGAGCGGCACCGGCGGCGAGAAUCUAGCCGGAGUCCUGGACGGCGGGACUAUGAGCGGCGAGACCGAGACCGUGGGGAUCGGGGACGCUAUCGGGAUGACCGUGGAGGCCGAGACUGGAAUCGGGAUCGGGAUCGGGAUCAGGGCCGUCGAGAUGAUCGGUAUGAGCGGCAACGAUGAGGGGGGUUUUGUAUAUCAAUAUCGAAAAAUUGUGCCAGCAUAUCCCAAAUACUUGAAUGAUUAUACCAUGUCUUAUAUCCCUGGAGUUACAAAUUUUAAAGGCG